AGAGACUCAACUGACAUGGUUUAGGACUCGGGACAGCAACACAUAGAUCUAAAAAGUUGUGACUCUAGUUUGGUGGGGAAAUUUGUGGUGUCCCAGGAGACACAACACAUACCUGAACACACGCGUUUCAUACGAGGACAUGUGUGUUGUAUUUUAACUUCUCUUUAUUUAAAUGUGAAUACGUGUUGUUUAUUUGUCUAGUUUAAUUAUUUACUGUGAUUUCUAUCUUACCUGGAUAACAGAGGAAUUUACUUAGCCAUGUUACGAAAUGGUAUUAUGAUAGAGCGUGUAAUAACGAAGGUUGUAUAAGAGAUGCCAUUAGUGUACCAAAUAUAACAGGACUAUUUGUUAUAAUAUAGAAGUAUGCUAUAGGUUGUUAUAGUGACACCAGCGUGUUAUCUGGAAUGUUAAACUGAAACAAAGUAAUAACAGCUAGUGAUCAGCAGCUCACAGUUCUGGAGACAAAACAAAAUGCUAAGAACUCAAAAGACACAUUUCUUUGCCUAUCGACUUGUUAGUUUUCUUAUUUCUUCCAACCUGAUUGGGUGUAUUCUAACGGAGGACAAAGAGGCGCGGUGUUCCCCGUGUGACAGUAAUGCCUGCAUCGACGAAUGUAGGAAUUGUUGUCCAGAUGGUUUCUUUUUCGAUGUCACAUCUUGCAACGUAACGUCUACUCUGACAACAACAAAUUGGACACUGUCCAGCUUGUCAAGUCACAACUCAACCUCAGCAACCACCAUCACCACCACAGCUACACCUAGCACAACAUUAUCAACCAUUCAACACUCUACUCAGACGGAUAAUACAACGACCACGUCCAACACAACCCACAAUUCAACAUCGUUACCUGCAAGUCACACUUCUAGUGUCCCUACAGUGCCAUCUACACCACAGAUUCCCGAUUACUGCAGGAAAUGUGAGGACCCGAACUGCGCCAAAUGCACAAACACAAUUUGUGAGCACUGCCUUAAAGGCUAUGUGCUGAAUGAAACCAAUGGAUCUUGCUAUCCGAAUGUCCCAGAGAGAUCAAACAACGAAACACUAGAUACAAAUUCAAAGAACGAUACUAGCUCUACAAAUAACGCAGCCAUCAUAGGGGGCGCUGUCGGAGGAGCUGUGGGUGGACUUCUGCUGGUCGGCCUCUUGGUUCUCGGUGUACUUUACUACAGGAAGAGGACACAGAGGCGUCAACGAAUGAAUGACGUAAAUUUAGAUCAAACCGAUACAGAGGAUCAAAAUCCACGUCCAAAAAAUCCCCAUCUGGAACGUCAGAAAUCUAUAGAACUAGCAGAAGACAUUCAGAGGACACACGAUAAAGUAUUACGCUACACCAGGGAUCCAACCACUAAGAGAAAGAAUUCGAGCAACUACGAAGAGACUGAUGAACUAGAGGACCUGGGAGAAGCCCCUCUGCCUCCACAACAGAAUAAUGACCGCAAGGGAGGCAAAGCUCACACGUCUCAUUCAAAGUUCAAGCAGGACGCCCACGACAACGCCCACGAGAAUGUGUACGCCAACAGCGCCACCUUGCGCCAGGACAUGGAUGACUCUGAUGGCAUGUACGUGAACAACAAGACAGUCAAGGCGGAAGUGGCGCGAGCCUUCGGCGCGCAGAAGCAGAGCACGCUCACCGACGAUUUCAGCCCAGAGUCAAAUGACCUGGAGGAUGAGCAAGAAAUAUACGCCAACGAUGAUUCAGAGCUGGUAAAACCGAGCAACGAGAAUGAAGGGCAUGAGCUCUAUCUCAACGAUGCUCUUGAAGAAGACGAAAUCUACUUGAACGUCAAGAAAUAAAUCUUGACAUGUAACAAUUGAAACAUUAUUGCUAUAGAAAAGAACUAUUCAAAUCCUACAGAAUGACUGAUUUAUUAAACAUAUGCAUAUAUAUAUUGAUUCAUAUUAAUGUCUUUAAUCAAAAGUCGAACUUAAAUUAUUUUUAAAAACAACAUUAAAUGGGACCGACUAGCUUGCUUGUGGAAACAAAGGAAAUCCACAAUGAUUCGUGAAUAUAUUAAGAAUGAAAGGUUGCCAAUGUGAAUAUAUUAAUUACUUUUACAAAUACUUCUUAAAAUAUUUGAAUAACAAAACUAUGUUAUUUAAACUUGCAAAAAAGCAUUUCAUUUCUGUCUAAACUUUGGAGAUUUUCUUGGCCGAUUUAUAUUUCCCGUGGACCUUAGCCCAGUACAGAAGCCUUCUUCCAUAUUUUCUAGGCAUAGUCCAAAUGUAUGCAAGAGUGUUUUGGCCAGAACAUACCGAGCAUGAUUGAUACGAUCUAUACACAAGAAAAUAAAAACAUUUAUAAUGACCUUAACAGAAAUAUAAACUACAAGCCGACCCGCGGCGUAGCAUACGCCGCUAUUUAGUGGCGUGGGUGCGGGCGGGAGGGGGCAUGGUAGGGCAACGUUUUACCUUUUACCUAUCCCUUAGUCUGUUGAACCGUUGGGGCACCAAGCAAGACUUGUCGACCGUCUUUUUCCAUUCCUCUCUGUCCUUUGCCCUGUUUAGAACGUCUUUCAAUGGCAGGCCCGUCCUGGCACUGUUCCCCGAAGGAAGGCCGUUGCGAGCCCCGAAGAUCCUGCAAUAUGGUCAUAGAUUCUAAGCUAGUGUCUUUUCACAGUAAUUAGCAGGCCAUCAUGGGGUCCGAUCGCUGCAGCAACCCUGUCUCCAAUCUCCUGGUUUGUGAUGCGGUCCCUGAAUGUGACGUAGAGAAUUAUAUAUAUACAGAAGAGAAGAUUACUUGUUCCUCCCCCCCCCUUUUUUUUUUUUCGGAGCCGUGAAAGUUUUGUGGGGUAACUCUAGUACGACUUGCAGAAAUAAAAGAGUUAUCUUUCCAUGACUUUUUCAUAGAGAGUUAGAGAGUCGGCGUGCGUGCGUGUCCCGCAUGGUUGGGCGACGUAGAGAAUUAUAUAUAUAGAUAUAGGACCUAUUCGGGAAUCUCCUGACAAAAAAAAAUUCUCUGGGAAAAAUGUAUUAUCUUCAACACUUAUCGGACUUGAUCUCGUGUCUCAAGAAGCAAUUGAUGGUGUCAGAAACUCUUGAUCUGAGCCUUAGAAAGAACAAAUUAAUUAGUGUUUAGUUUACCUCAUCUUCUUUUAAUACUACAGACUUACUUUUAAAUAAAAGAUAAUUACGUCCUAAGCGUGUCCCUAGGUCAAUCUAGUCAUGCAUGUUAAUCAAUGACUUCAACUCUGCGAAUAUUUCCAGUCUUAUGAGAUAUUCAUCUCUGGCGGGGAUAAGAUAUAAAUAAUUAUCAUUUAGGUGUAUCUGGCGAAUAUAUCCAGACUUAUGAGAUAUUCAACUCUGGCGGGGAUAAGAUAUAAAUAAUUAGCAUUUAGGUGUAUCUGGCGAACAAAAUAAGGAAGUGUUGAUGAGCUAUGUUGUUUUUUUUAAAGUUGCUUGUUUGUGCAGUUUUUAUCACAGCAGAAUCAAAUGUUCCAAGCUCUUCCGUUUGUAGCUCAUUUAUGUUUUUAUUUAGUUGGCAAAAGUACUUGGUUUGUCCUGAAAAUCCCCAAUAUGUUUUUAAAAACCACAUACAUUUGUAGAUUUUGUUUCGUUUAUAUUAAUUUGAUUAGAAAUUGUAGACAUUCUCAUCUGAUCACUUUUACUAUGUUUAAAAAGAAACGUUAUCUGAAUAUGUUUUAUUUUCAAGAUAGCGUCUUUAUUCAAUAACUUUGUUUCUAUUUUAAUAUUAUUAGCGCCUUUAUUAAAUAGCUUCGUUACUAUUUCAAUAUCAUCAACGUCCGUAUUGAAAAAGUUUGUUACUAUUUUAAUAUAACUACACACAAAACACCCCAUACACGCAAAUUUUUUUUACUAUUUUAAUAUUAUUAUUGACUUCAUAUUAUAAAUUUGUUACUAUUUUAAUAAUAAUUAUUCUUAGAUAAUGAAGUUUGUUACUAUUUUAAUUAUGUAACUAUGUGAACAUGUGUAAGUGAGACUUUAUUUUUAUUUUUCGUCAUUGUAGUGUAUAUCAUUGUAGAACAUGUUUUAGUUUUUAAAAUAUUGCUAUUCUUUGGUACACAAUUUCAUAUAGUCUCUAAAUUCUUUCAAUUUUAAAAUGUUCAUAUUAAGUCUUGCUGGCCCUGUAUGGUCAGAUAGUGGACAGGGUAAUUAAAACGUCUUUUUAGCCUUGAAUAGAAUAUGUUUUGUAUGGGGAGUGGGAAAAUGGGAAUAUAAUUAACAAAGUAAAAUAUACUUUUGACAUUUUGUAUAUUUUAAUCAACUAAUCUCUAUCUAUCUAUCUAUCUAUCUAUCUAUCUAUCUAUCUAUCUAUCUAUCUAUCUAUCUAUCUAUCUAUCUAUCUAUCUAUCUAUCUAUCUAUCUAUCUGUCUGUCUGUCUGUCUGACCGUCUAUUUAUCUAUCACACACACAGACACAUAAAAUCACCAUUCUCUUUUUUUAUUUUUAAAACCUACAAAGUAAAGAAACAAGAAUAGGGAAGCAUAAAGUCUUUAAGUGUUCAUCUAUAUGGCCCCCCUGUACUUCCUCUUGUCAGUUUGUUACUGAGAGGUAAAGAGGAGAAACGGUUCUUGUCCACGAGCAUUUUGUUUUUGUUUUAUACUCAUUGCACUUCUGAUCCCGAAGUAUCACUGGACCUUGAUCCAUUAAUGGACAUGUCUCUCGCCGUCCUGUUCAAGUAAGAUGUAUUAGAGUUACUUGAUCACAGUGCUUGACUGGUGCAUGUAGGGCAGGUUCGAGAGUACUUAAACACCUCAAAGCCUUGUACCAGUGCCCUAACCUCAUACUGUACAUUUUUUGACAGUUGUAUUGUGUUUUUUAAAUUCCUUUUUAUACAGAGACUAUAUAAUAUAUUGUGUUUGUAUAUAUAUAUAUAUAUAUAUAUAUAUAUAUAUAUAUAUAUAUAUAUAUAUAUAUAUAUAUAUAUAUAUAUAUGUUUUCCUAUAUCACAAAGUAUUAUUGUGCUGUAAAUUUAUUAUGUUUACAGUUAUCGUUUAAAAUAUGACUUCUAUGUGUUAGAUAAAACCUGCGUAUUUAUCAGCUGUCUGGCUACAAGUUACUAGUAAGGGAAUGUGUUGAUACAAAAUGGAAAGUGUUUAUGUAAACUAAUAUGGGAAAGUGUUUAAAUAAACUAAUAUGGAAAAGUGUUAAAUUAAACUAAUAUGGAAAAGUGUUUAAAUAAACUAGUAUGGGAAAGUGUUUAAAUAAACUAAUAUGGAAAAGUGUUUAAAUAAACUAAUAUGGAAAAGUGUUUAAAUAAACUAAUAUGGAAAAGUGUUUAUAGAAACUAGUAUGGGGAAGUGUUUAAAUAAAAUAGUGUGGGAAAGUGUUUAUAUAAACAAGUAUUGUAAAGUGAAUAAGCUGGUAUAAUACUAUAAGUGUGUCUGGAUGAAACAAUCCCCACCUUCCCAUGAUUUUUUUUUUUCAAGAAUCCCUGAAAAUGCUGAAUCUUUUGACUAUGAUAGAAAGAGCUAGACGAUAGUCUAAGCAGUUUAAAAUCAUCCACCUACUCAUUCUCUUCCACUGUCACAUUCUUCCAAGAUUGAUACACAACCGCCAAAUCAGGAUACUUAGAGAAUGAGAUCAUGCCGCCAUCUAGGCGCCCGUGUUAAAUAACUGUUUGUGUUGUAGUUAUGUAGGAAGUGUAACCAAGAUGAGCGUAUUAACUGUUUGUGUUGUAGUUAUGUAGGAAGUGUAACCAAGAUGAGCGUAUUAACUGUUUGUGUUGUAGUUAUGUAGGAAGUGUAACCAAGAUGAGCGUAUUAACUGUUUGUGUUGUAGUUAUGUAGGAAGUGUAACCAAGAUGAGCGUAUUAACUGUUUGUGUUGUAGUUAUGUAGGAAGUGUAACCAAGAUGAGCGUAUUAACUGUUUGUGUUGUAGUUAUGUAGGAAGUGUAACCAAGAUGAGCGUAUUAACUGUUUGUGUUGUAGUUAUGUAGGAAGUGUAACCAAGAUGAGCGUAUUAACUGUUUGUGUUGUAGUUAUGUAGGAAGUGUAACCAAGAUGAGCGUAUUAACUGUUUGUGUUGUAGUUAUGUAGGAAGUGUAACCAAGAUGAGCGUAUUAACUGUUUGUGUUGUAGUUAUGUAGGAAGUGUAACCAAGAUGAGCGUAUUAACUGUUUGUGUUGUAGUUAUGUAGGAAGUGUAACCGAGAUGAGCGUAUUAACUGUUUGUGUUGUAGUUAUGUAGGAAGUGUAACCAAGAUGAGCGUAUUAACUGUUUGUGUUGUAGUUAUGUAGGAAGUGUAACCAAGAUGAGCGUAUUAAUCUAGUCGUUCAACUUAGACAUUAAUAUUGUAUUUAGCAAAUGAUUUUCUGUUCUGUGACCCAAAUCGCACCGGUGAAAAGAAAAACUCUGUCCUUUCAAAUGUUUGUUCCCGCUUAUGAAAUAAGAACUUUUUUUCUUUCUGUCAUUGUGAAUAUAUUUGAUACAUUGUAUAAAUAAACAAUUUAUUAAGUGUUUUAUGUUUCAUUAUGUUUCAUUGCCACAUACCUAGAUAUACAUACCUAGAUAUAGAACAUUGUGUACUGAAGUGUUUUUAAAGUUUGAUGUCUUUGCCAAAGGUGUUACUUUUGUUUUAUGUAAAUAUCUAUCUAGAAAUAUAUGUUUUCAAUACCUA
Molecule: messenger RNA, 6577 nt
Organism: Biomphalaria glabrata
Lineage: Eukaryota; Metazoa; Mollusca; Gastropoda; Planorbidae
Exons: 9
Coding region: 472-1794 (440 amino acids)
Source: RefSeq, a predicted model, not a curated record